Molecule: messenger RNA, 959 nt
Organism: Brachypodium distachyon (stiff brome)
Lineage: Eukaryota; Viridiplantae; Streptophyta; Magnoliopsida; Poales; Poaceae
Product: peptidyl-prolyl cis-trans isomerase FKBP13, chloroplastic
Exons: 2
Coding region: 111-767 (218 amino acids)
Cellular component (GO): chloroplast
Molecular function (GO): peptidyl-prolyl cis-trans isomerase activity
Source: RefSeq, a predicted model, not a curated record
CAGCCUCUGCAAAUCACACACGCUCAGGAACACCUUAUCCGUUUAAUUCCGCCUUCUGGUUCGAGCGGAGCCGAGCCCCGACCAAGGAAGGAAGGAGCCAGCCAGCAGCAAUGGCUCCCUCCACCUCCGCCUCGCCGCUCUCCCGCCUCCUCCUCACCUUCCCGAAGCCCAACGCCAACGCCAAGCCGCCCCGCUCCCCUCGUCAAGCCGCGACCACGGACUCCGCCGCCGCCGGCCCGGUCGCGAGCAAGAGCUCCUCCGCGGGUCUCGUCCUCCGCCGGCGCGACGCCGCGGCUGCCGUGCUGUCCGCCGCCGCCGUCUUCUCCCGCGUCCUCCCCGCAGCGGCCGCCGAUGGAGGAGACGCCUCAGGCGAGUGCGCGCUGGAGGCGACCCCCUCCGGCCUCGCCUUCUGCGACCGCGUCGUCGGCACCGGCGCCGCCGCCGUCAAAGGCCAGCUCAUCAAGGCGCAUUACAGGGGGAUGCUGGAGGACGGGACGGUGUUCGACAGCAGCUACGGGCGGGGGCGGCCGCUGACGAUCAUGGUGGGGGUGGGGGAGGUGAUCAGGGGCUGGGACCUCUGCAUCGCCGGCGGCGAAGGGAUCCCGCCGAUGCGGGUCGGCGGGAAGCGCUCGCUGCGGCUGCCGCCGGAGCUGGCCUACGGGGAGAAGGGCGCGGGUUGCAGGGGCUGGGAGCCCACCUCCUGCGUCAUCCCGCCCAACUCCACGCUCCUCUUCGACGUCGAGUACGUCGGCAGAGCUUCCUCCUGAAUUCCUGAUCCAUCCUAUGUGCAUCUGAAGGAUCGAUCAAUGGUGGCUGCUGAAGAUAAAGACACCAUGAGUACAGUAUUGUGCGUCAGUGAAAUUUAGAGCUCGUUAGAGACAAAAACGAUUUGUAAAACAAACUCCGAAUACAAUGAAAAUAGAGUGACAUGUGCUAAAAUUGCACUUUUUUUAGUGCCA